Messenger RNA from Helicoverpa armigera (cotton bollworm), 6748 nucleotides. RefSeq names its product NFX1-type zinc finger-containing protein 1. Lineage: Eukaryota; Metazoa; Arthropoda; Insecta; Lepidoptera; Noctuidae. Gene Ontology annotation, cellular component: nucleus; nuclear RNA-directed RNA polymerase complex. Gene Ontology annotation, biological process: regulatory ncRNA-mediated heterochromatin formation. The record is from RefSeq and is a predicted model, not a curated record. Gene Ontology annotation, molecular function: helicase activity; zinc ion binding. The transcript is spliced from 27 exons. The coding region runs from base 160 to 6369 and encodes 2069 amino acids.
CUUUGACUCAUGCCUCGGUGGAUAAGAGUUUUCCUGUCCUCAACACAAUUUACACAAUACUGCGGAACGUUGAGUGAAUCGGUUCAUCACAUCAGUUGCCUGCUUCAGACAGACUUCUACAUUUUUGAAACGGAAUCUUGAAAAGUGUGACGAGCAAAGAUGGAUGAAGAAGGUCCAGGACCAUCAAAUUGGAGAAACAGACAAGGCAAUCGUAGCAGAUCCAGAAAUGAGAACACUAGACGAUUUACAAACGACGAUUAUUCUCAACGCAACAGAUUUCCACGCACCAAUGUGCACAUGAAUCUACAAAAUGAAGACAGACAAAUGAGACGCAAUGACGGUUUCGGUCAAGGGUAUCGCCGAAAUGACGGUAUGCCCAAUGAAAAUAAUGACCCGCCCCGACGAUAUGACAUGAGAGGAGGCAGAGGAAAUAAUAUGAGGGCAGGUCGAGACCAAGACAGGUUUAGAUUCAUAGGAUUCAAAACACUGGAAGAUAUAGCAGGAGCAGAUGAAAAGGAUGUUCUUCAGAAAAUAAAUGAAAAACGAGAAGGUUUUAUGAAUCUUUUAAAUUCACCAAUCGAAAAACGUGAUGUUUUUGUGUUACUGGUCGAAAUAUUGGCAAAAAUAACUCAAUCUCCUUUUGUGGAACUAAAAUCAAAACUGAUUUUCGAUGUUUGUAAUUCCGAUUUUUUUAAUUUUUUGCGGCUAUAUUUAACUGAUUUGCCUUACGUGGAAAGCAAAUCUGCCAAUAAUUUGUAUUGGAGAGAUCAAAGUGAAUUUUGGAAGAACUUUUUUAUAUUUUGUGAGGAUAUCGUCGAUACGGCUCCAGCUUUAGCUCUGAAGAAGUGUAGAGUGCUGAUAGAAAGCGUAACUAAAACUUGCUUGGAAUUUUUACAAGAAAAGCAUGGGUUCAAUUUGCCCGAAUCUCUUGUCUUAAAGUUGGAUGAGAUUCGCCAGAAGAUGACUGCGUACACCGAUAGAUAUCAGCAGCCGGAAGGAAAACGUAUGAGAAUAGAUAAUAUGCACGAUCCAGAGGUGCAACCCCCAGAGAGUUUUCGUACUCUUAGUCUGGUACCAAACAGGGAAGAUUUAAUGGGGUGCAAACCGUUCCUGCGACCGAACAUUAUUGCAGGCGGAUAUAAUGACGUGGAACAUUACCUGGACGUGCAAUUCAGAUUACUCAGGGAAGACUGCUUUGGACCAUUCCGAGAUGGCUUAAAUCAAUAUUUGGGAGAUCCUAAUAGAAGAAAAUACGAUCACGUGCGUAUAUUUCCUAACGUACGAUUUGUAUGUCCAUAUGUGGACAAUCUGAAAAUCGGAGCCAUUGCUCAACUCGAUACGAAGAGCAGCAAGAAUUUCCAACGCACCAAUUGGGCACAUAACAAGAGAUUCCUAUUUGGUUCUUUAGUAUUAUUUACUAAAGACAAUUGUCACUCCUUUAUGGCUGCAACGAUUCUGGACCGUGAUGUGAAUCUUCUGUCGAGUGGCAGGCUUCCAGUUUCAAUAAUUGACGCAGAUAUUGAUAAUAGUAUCUAUAACGACGAUAAGUAUACUAUGAUAGAAAGUGAAGUUUACUUUGAGCCAUACUAUCAUGUUUUGAAAGCUCUACAAGAGCCUACAUUUCCACAACAUUUAGCAAUGCAGCAGUAUAUUGUCAAAGUUGAUGCGGCUUCCAAACCUCCCGCUUAUUUGACUGCUGAAACAGAAUUCGUCAUAAAGGAUGAUAAAUUAAAAGACUUACAUGCUGAAUUAUUAGAACUUCAGGUUGAUGGUAUUUUCGGCUCAGAUAGUGACGAUGAAAACAUGCCUGGUGUUAUCAUGAAUCAAAAUCAAAUUAAAUUCAAAGUUCUACAACCUGAGACGUGGCCCACGAAAGAACAGCUUAAGUUUAACGCAAGCCAGUACGAGGCAUACCGGUUAGCGCUCACCCACGAGUUUGCCGUCAUACAGGGACCACCGGGCACCGGCAAAACAUAUAUCGGCAUUCAAGUAGCCAAAACUUUGUUACAUAAUGUCAAGUCAGAUGGGAAUUGCCUCAUGCUUGUCAUAUGCUACACUAAUCAUGCCCUUGACCAAUUCCUUGAAGCUAUCUCGCAUAUCACUAGGUCUAUUGUCCGUAUCGGGAGUCAAUCUCGAAACAAAGCAAUGGAAGAAUUUAACUUAUCAAACUUAAGAAGCAAAGCCCUGAAACGAGAUCUAUAUAAAUCUCAUAUUUUUUUCAUGGAACAAAAAGAACUUUUGCGUGAAUCUAUUAUAAAUCUUCAAAAGGCUCUAAAGACUCUUGAUAUCCUUAAUUAUGGGGUCCUUAGUUCUUUCGCUCUUAGAGAAUAUGAAGAUGUGCCGAUUAUCAAUCUUCUCGACAUGUAUUACAAAGAAAACAGAAUGGAGAUCGAAGACCCUAUGGAAUAUUGGCUGUUCGAAGCUGCGCUAGAAUACAACUCACCAUAUCGACGAAAUUUCGAGGAUUGUCUGUUGGAUUAUGAUGUUUCAACCAACAACGAAGAUGUUGAUGAAAGAAGGGCAGAAAUGAUUCUAGAAAACGAGAAGGAAUCUCACGAAAAAAGAUAUUUAGAAAGUUUUGUGAAGACGAAUGCCUCAUUUUUGACGUCUAGCGCUAAGUCUGAAAUCCGUACGCUCAUUGCAUUUUAUAAAGAGAGUCGUGAAUUCAAUGAAAGAUAUAAUUUGCAAAAUGCAAUAGUAGACUUGGAUUCGCGUAUAAACUUAUUUAAUGAAAUGGUAAAUGUACGUCAUCGCGAAGUGCGCUUGCAUCUACAUAACAGAACAAACUUUUCUGCAAUAACUACCCAAAAUCGAUGGGCACUGUAUUUCACGUAUAUACGAAACAAAAUACCAGAAGUAAAAGAACAAAUUGCACACUUGCAGGCGUCAGUAAACCCUUCAAUCACAGCGUAUGAUGAAGCUCGAAUGAUGAUGGAUGUACAAUUGUUGAAAAAUAAACGUGUUAAAGUUCUCGGCAUGACGACCUCCGGAGCAGCGAGAAUGAGAAAGCUGCUGCAGGCUAUUGCACCCAAAAUUGUAAUUGUGGAAGAAGCAGCAGAAGUUUUGGAGCAGCACAUAAUAACUUCACUUACGCAGGACUGCCAACAUUUUAUACUCAUUGGUGAUCAUCUGCAACUCCGGCCAUCGGCGGCUCACAUAAAGCUAGCUAAGCAAUACAACAUCGAGGUGUCGUUGUUCGAGCGAAUGAUCACGAACGGCAUGCACAGCCGACGCCUCAACGUGCAACAUCGCAUGAGGCCGGAGAUAGCUGCACUCAUCUCUCCACACAUUUACUCGGACUUGGAAAACCAUCCAUCAGUUGAAGAGUACCCAGUCGUACCUGGAGUCGAAAAAAGUGUUUACUUCUUUACCCACGACUAUAAGGAAGAGAACUUACACGAUAGCAAUAGUCGAGCUAAUUUCAAGGAAGCGGAUAUGACGCUAGCGUUAGCAAAUUACCUGAUGCAGCAGGGGUACGUGGCAGAUGACAUCACAAUCCUUGCCGCAUAUUCCGGCCAAAUGUUUUACAUGAGGAAAGAACGCCAAAAUUAUGCAAGUUUAGCGCACGUGAAAAUUACGGUGGUUGAUAACUACCAAGGCGAAGAAUCGAAGAUAAUCCUUUUGUCUCUUGUGCGGAACAAUUCAGAAAAUAAUAUUGGAUUUCUUGGCACAGAAAACAGAAUUUGUGUUGCACUAUCCCGAGCAAAACAAGGAUUUUACAUUUUUGGCAACAUUGAUAUGUUGAAAACAAAAUCAGAACUUUGGAGAAAAAUAGCAACAACAUUGGAAAGUAACGGCAGCUUAGGAUCGAAGUUGAUAUUAAAAUGUCAAAAUCACCCUGAUCAAAUAACAGAGAUAUCGACACCGGAGGAUUUCAGCAAGUUGCCACCAGAGGGAGGGUGUUUCGAGAGAUGUAACUAUCAGUACCAUUGCGGGCACAAGUGUCAACUUUACUGCCAUGGAUACGAUCGUGAACACAUCAAAACUAAAUGCACUAUGAACUGUGAAAGAGUGAUUUGUGAGCUGGGCCAUGUGUGCCCACUUAAGUGCCGCGAUGAUUGCGAACCUUGCAAAGUGUACGUAUUGAAGAAGCUGCCUUGCGGCCACGAUAUGAACGUGUUCUGCCAUCGCGAACCAGAUGACCCAAAGAACCAGUGUCUUACCCAAGUUGAAGUUACCCUACCUAAUUGCGGACAUAAGGCCAAGAAAGAUUGUUACAGGGAUAUUAACAAAGUGAAAUGUCCAGAGGACUGCGUGUUUCGUUUGGACGAGUGCGGUCAUGUUUGUGUUCGCAAAUGCCACGUGACUGACGACCCUAACCAUGAAAAAUACAUAUGUACGAAGCCAUGCGCUCGCGCGCGGUCGGGCUGCACGGCCGAGCUGAUCGGCGACCGCGGAGACCAUCAGUGCAGGAAGAGGUGCUGCGACAAGUGCGACGACUGCCACGUGCAGGUUGAUAAGAAACGGUCGACAUGUAAGCACGUGCAGCGCGUAGCGUGUUGCGAGAACAUUGAUGAGAUUCCUUGUCAGAAGAAAUGCGCACGCAUCAUGACAUGUGGACAUCACUGCAAGAAGAAGUGUUCUGAAAUGUGCGGGGACUGUAAACAAAUGGUGACGAAAGUAAUACCGGAGUGUAAGCAUGAGGUGAAGGUGCAGUGCAUGCAGGCCGCGACGCGCUCGCUGUGCACGGCUGCGUGCGCGCGCACGCUGCCGUGCGGGCACGCGUGCCGCGCGCGCUGCGCCGCCGCCUGCGACGCCGCCGCCUGCACGCAGCCCGCGCGCGCCGUGCCCUCGCCCUGCGGACACAGCGUCAUGCUGCCGUGCAACAUCGCCGCCGCAUACGAUAAAGGGCUGGUGGACGGGGCGGGCGUGGCGGCGCAGUGCCGCGCGGCGUGCGGCGCCGAGCUGUCGUGCGGGCACGCGUGCGGCGGCAGCUGCGCGCGCUGCCAGCACGGCCGCCUGCACGCGCCCUGCACGCAAGUCUGCAACCAGAACAACAUCUGCGGACACCAGUGUCAAGAGCCAUGUAAUCAAAUCUGCCCGCCAUGCAAGAUGUUGUGCGAAGUAAAAUGUCCACAUUCGCACUGCAAGAAAUUCUGCGGUGAACCGUGCAUGCCGUGUCAGGAGAAGUGUUAUCGCCGGUGCCCACACGGCGCUUGCUCGCGGCGCUGCGGCGAGCCGUGCGACCGCGCGCCGUGCCACGAGCGCUGCCCGCGCCGCCUGCCCUGCGGACACAUGUGUCGCGGCCUCUGCGGCGAGCCCUGCCCGCCCGUCUGCAACGUCUGCCGCCCCGGCGACUUCCCCACCGACUUCCUCGGCGACGAGUACACCGAUGACGACAAAUUUAUUUUACUUCAAGAUUGUGGUCAUGUUCUUGAGCUGGAUAACAUGGACACCUUAAUGUUGGGUGACCAAGAGAACAUAAAAAUACGGACUUGUCCAUUUUGUCGUAAAGCUAUUAUUAAUACUGCAAGAUAUAAGGAUGUUGUUAACAAAAUGUUCAAGAAUGAUAUAAAUCCUAUAAAGGUACGAGUUUACGGCACAAACCGCCAAAUAGGCGAAAAAAUCAAGCAGUUACGCGGAAAUGUAGCAGUGUUCUCCGAAAAAUAUGAUGUUAUCUUGAAGGGAUAUCCAGAAUUGAAGACGACGUUUGCAAAUUUUGUAAACCUUGUUACAACACAAAAUAAAGUUUCACUUCUGCAUUUGGAAAUGGAGUGUGUAUACCUCAAUAUUUUUGAAAUGAUCGUAGAAUGUUGGCAAAAAUAUAAAAACAACAAUGUUAUAACUCUAAAACAAGAAUUACACAAGAAUAUUAAAUUACUUCUCGAAGUGCUCAAGAUCAAGCCAAAAUCCAGAAUUCCUAUUAAGAUAAGCCAACAACUACAAAAAGAUAUUGGCAAUGAGAUAAAGCGUUUGAAUGUAAUCGUGCAAUUUUCUAAACUUCUUCAUGCUGCAGAACAAAUUAAAGGCGAACCAAAAGUGACACAGCAUGUAGAGGCUGCGAAGGCUAUCGUGUUCUCCCUGUCUGUAUUUAACGAAGAUGAGGCUUUAAAGUCUCUCAAAGAGUUGCAAACGACUAUUAAAUCAAGUGGGGUUCUCUCUAAAUAUGAGCGUCAAUUAAUAGUGCAAGCUAUAGGUUUGAAAGCUGGGCACUGGUACAAAUGUCCUAACGGUCAUUUCUACUGUAUUGGCGAGUGCGGCGGCGCCAUGCAGGAGAGCGUGUGUCCCGACUGCGGCGCGCGCAUCGGCGGCCGCAGCCACACGCUGCUCUCCGGCAACGCGCAUGCGCCAGAAAUGGACGGAUCUAGAUUUGCUGCGUGGUCGGAGCAAAACAAUAUGGCUAAUUUCAAUGUUGACGAUAUAUUAUAAUCAGUUAAUUUAAGUGCUUUAAGAGCUUCAUUCACAUCACACUAAGAUAAGGUCGCGUUCUGCGACCAGCAAUUUUUGACAUUACUUAUUGGCACGAUCGUCACGUGAUUAGUGUCGUUAUUUUGAGACUACACCUACGGUUAUGUGGAUGUGUAGUGCUACCAACAUCACAAUUUUACAAAUUGCUUAGUUUCGACACGUGCUCAACGUGAGUUUUUUUUAUGGCGGGUGUUUAUUAUGUUGUUGUUUUAUUAUUUUUUUGUUAUUCAUAUACUAGGUAAUAAUUAUUCUAGUUUGACCAGCAUUAUCUUUAUAUCAAAUUAUGCAAUUUAUUAAUAUUCAAUUAAUCAAAAAUGCAAUAAAGCUUUUGUUUUUUAUA